CCAGUAGAGACUGGCACCAUGUUCCAACAGAGGCUUCUAAUGUGUGUUUGCCUUCUGGCUCUCGUCACUGGAGUGAUAUCUAAACCGAGGUAUGCACUAUCAGUCCCUGUUGUGCUGAAGAGUGGAGAGAACGCUACUGCAUGCAUCAACAUUUUAGAUAAUGAUGGCCCUUUGCAACUGAAUGUCAAUAUUGAGGUCGACGGAGUGAACUACACCAUCUUCAGUGAGUCCGUCCAAGCCAACACAAUCUUCAAAUGCAAAGAAUUUCCGGUUCUAAAUGUGGCCACGACAGUCCCAGUAUUCAUCACCAUGGUGGCUACUGGCCAGAGAGACACGUAUGUGGAACGCAGAUCUGUGGUUAUUGAUAAGAUGGAAAACAUCUUCUUCGCACAACUGGAUAAAUCCCAAUACAAGUCGGGACAAAAGGUGCGGAUUCGUUUUAUUUCCCUAAAUCCCCAGCUGCGUCCAGUGCAAGAGACGUACCCUGUCAUCUAUAUAUUGGAUCCUUUGGGGAGUCGAAUGUACCAGUGGCUGGAUAAGACCUCAAGUCAAGGACUGGUGGCCGUGGAGUUUACUCUGCUGAGUGAUGCAUCCCCAGGAACGUAUGGAGUAGUAGCUGAAAGAAUAUCAGGCCCUGCAGUUUUCCAGACUUUUGAAGUGGCUGAAUAUGUGAUGCCCAGAUUUGGGAUGACUGUGGAAGCUCCCAACACCAUAUCCAUACUGGACCAGACCAUAAAAUUUAAAAUCAGUGCCAGAUACACGUAUGAUCAGGGAGUGCCAGGGAAACUGUCUGGCAGACUUUGCAGGCAAUAUAGUUCUCAUUAUCCUGGAAACAGCUGCAACAGGAACCCUGAAGGUCUCUGUCAUUACAUUGUUAGAGAUGUGGACUCCAGUGGCAAAUUGACCUACACUGCUGACCUGGCCCAGUUCCAGUUGGAUCGGAGUGGAUUUUUCAUGGGUCUGAACUAUCAGAUGACACUGACGGAGAAUGGCACAGGUGUCCAAGUGAUAGAAUCUGGUUCCGUGUCCAUAAGCAAUGAAAUAGCUCGGGUUUCAUUUGACCGCCAAGCCAUGCAGCAGUAUUACAAGCCGGGGAUUCCUUAUCUUGCUGCUAUGACUUUGGUGAAUGCUGCAGGAGAUCCCCUCAGAAACAAAACCAUAGAGCUCCAUGUCAAUGGGAAUAGGGUCCAGAAUCUGACCACAGAUAGAAAUGGCAAAGCUCGGUAUGAGAUUGAUGUGACUGGCAUUGAACAACCUCAGCUGAGCAUACAGGCCACUUAUAAGAACUCUGAGAGAUGUUAUGACUCCAACUGGGAGAUUCCAAUUUAUUCCAAUGAUGUUUACUCGGUCACAAGGUUCUUCUCUCACACUGGGAGCUACGUGGAGAUCCGUUCUCCCCAACAGGAACUGAGAUGUAGGACUAGUUACACCAUCAAAGUCUAUUACUCCCUCGGCCCCAAAGCUCUAGGGAACUCCACCAAAGUUUCUUUCUACUACCUGGUAAUGUCAAAAUCCAAGAUUGUGAAAUCUGGGCAACAGCCGGUGGACUUGAGAAGAUCUCUAAGUGGAGCCUUCCGCUUAAAUCUCAUGGUGUCUCCAGAGUUGGCUCCUGGUUUUGAUGUCAUCGUAUACAGCAUGUUACAAUCUGAGGUCAUAGCUCACGAAAUACGUCUUAACACAGAAAAGUGCUUUAAACACCAGGUGUCCCUGAGCUUCUCAGCCUCCCAAGGAACUCCAGGAUCCAAUGUGAACUUAACACUUAAAUCAGAUCCCAGAUCCUUGUGUGGACUCCGUGUCAUUGAUUCCAGCCUUCUCCUUCUUGGACCAGACACACAGUUGACAGCUGAGAGGGUGUACAAUGCUCUUCGAUACAUCAACCAAGUUGGAUAUUACGUGGGAGGAUAUAAUGUAGAGCCACCAUCACCACCGUGCUUUGAUGUCCUCCAACGAGUCUUAGAUGAUGGUUUCAUUUACCAACCGGUUCAGUUCCCAGGGGAAGGAUACGCGUACAAUGAAUUCAAAAGUGCUGGCUUGAUGUUUGCUACAAAUUCUUCGAUGUACAAACCAGAGCUGUGUAGAUUUCCUGUAGGAUUCCAGCCAGUAAUACUUGGUUCAAGCUUUGACGACUCCGGACCAUGGGUAAUUAUCUCUAAGUCUGUGGCUGCUGAGCCCGUCUCAACUGUGAGAAAGACGUUCCCUGAAGUCUGGAAUUUCGACCUGAUGCCUGUUGGUGAGACAGGAAUAUCUUCCUCAACACAAAAAGUCCCAGAUACAAUCACCCAAUGGCAAGCUUCCAUGUUCUGCCUCUCAGAAGAGAAAGGAAUUGGGAUGACCACAUAUCCAUCCAACUUCACCUCAAUCCUUCCAUUCUUUGUGGAGGUCUCUGUACCCUAUUCCUUCACUAGAGGGGAGACAUUGCUCCUGAGAGCCUUCGUGUCCAACUACCUGAAUCAAUGUAUCAAGGUGCGUGUUACACUACAAACAUCCAGCGACUACACGGCUAUUCUGCAGGAGGGAACCCAGGACGCGUGCGUGUGCCCCAAAGGGAGAGCCUCCUACUCCUGGAACGUGACUGCUAAAUCACUAGGAGUGAUAAGUUUCAAUGUGACAGCUCAGACAACCUUCAUUGGAGCCAAAUGUGAAGGACCUCGGGACCCCAAACAGCCACUUCGCAGUGAUACUGUAAUAAGGACUGUUAUUGUAGAGGCUGAGGGGAUACAGAAGGAGGUGACGUUCAGUAAUCUGGUGUGUGUAGAAGGCAGCAAUGUACAGAUCCCAUUCAGCCUCGCUCCUCCCGCAAACAUGGUGAAAGGAUCAGCCAAGGCUUCUGUCACUGUGAUUGGAGACCCACUGGGCCAUGCUGUUAACAAUCCGGAUUCUCUGAUCCAACUGCCCAUGGGUUGUGGGGAACAAAAUCUAGUUAAGCUGAUGCCAAUACCGGCUGUUCUGGCUUAUCUGAAUUGCACCGGGCAACUCACCAAGGAGAUCCAAGACAAAGCCGUGCAGUACAUGUCAACAGGAUAUGUCAGGCAACUUGGUUUCAAACGAUACGAUGGAACAUUCAGCGCUUUUGGACAAAAUGAUCCCAUGGGAAGUUCAUGGUUGACAGCUUUAACGCUCUACACCUUUGAGAAAAUAAAGCAGUAUAUACCAGUAGAUCCAGUGGUCAUUAAUCAGGCACUGAUUGGCCUUGAGAGAAGCCAGGACCUAAGAUCAGGAUGUUUUAAAGCAGUUGGGACUCUGUUUAACAGUGGCCUCAAGGGUGGUGCCGAUAAUGAAAUCAGCUUUACUGCCUAUGUAGUUGCCGUUCUGCUGGAGACCAAUUACCCAGGAGCGCAAACCCUUCUGCGUAACGCCUUAGAAUGUCUGGACGCAGCAUCCAGGAGAGAGCAGUCACUGUAUAAUCUGGCUAUGCUCUUCCAUGCAUUCAGUGUAUCUGGGAAUGAAGAAAGGAGAAAUGCUACUUGGGCUCAGCUGAAGAAAUUGGCAAUUCAAAAAGAUGGUGGAAUCCACUGGGAGCGUACCGACAAGCCAAAUGCAGAGAAGUACCCAUUUUUCUAUGCCCCGGCUCCUUCGUCUGAAAUAGAGAUUUCGGCCUAUAUCCUGUGGGGCUUGACUAAGGGUCGCGCCCCAUCCCAAGAGGCUAAAUCCUACAUGGCCCAGAUUGCAGUAUGGUUGGCUCAGCAGCAGAACGCACAAGGAGGUUAUCGGUCAACUGCGGACACAGUGGUGGCCCUACAGGCUUUCGCUGGAUACAACUGCCUAGUAUACAAGCCAGGGGCCACCAAUCAAGUGAGGGUGUCUCUGGCGAGACGAGUGAUUGCCGCUUUCAAUGUGCAGCCAAGCAAUAGGCUUCUGGUACAGAGACGCAUGCUGCCGAGUGAACGUGGAAACUACGCAUUUACUGUUAGUGGCAAUGGCUGUUGUCUGAUACAGAGCUCAGUCAGAUACAAUGUCCCAGUGCAGAGUAAGGAUUCCGCCUUCUCCCUGUCUGUAACGACAUCGUCAGGGAAUUGUGUCAACGGUGUGGCCUUCACCUUCCCCAUCAACAUCACUGUAAGUUACAAUGGAAUCAAGAAUCAGUCCAACAUGGCGGUUGUAGACAUGAAGUUGUUGUCAGGAUACACAGUGCAAUACCAGUCACGUCUCCAGCUGAGGCGGCAGGUUUCCAAAGUGGAGCAGAUCAAUAACCAUCUGAUUUUGUACCUGAAUUCUGUGCAAAGGGAAGCCAUUUCUUUAUCAGUGACUCUUGAGAUGGACAACAGAGUGCAGAACUUCCAGCCGCAGUCGGUGUAUGUCUAUGACUACUAUGAGCAAGAUGAGAAUGCAGUUGCUGGGGUCAGGCACCCUUGCUCUCUCUAGUAAGCUUACAGAAGUGGAUCUCACUUGCCUGGUCCAUCAGUCGUCCAUGAAUGAAACAGAGGGACCAUUGGCUCUUCUGACGUUUGUAUUUGUU
Molecule: messenger RNA, 4456 nt
Organism: Xenopus laevis (African clawed frog)
Lineage: Eukaryota; Metazoa; Chordata; Amphibia; Anura; Pipidae
Gene: ovos5a.S
Product: ovostatin-like
Exons: 36
Coding region: 19-4362 (1447 amino acids)
Source: RefSeq, a predicted model, not a curated record